AUGGGUAAGGUGCAGCUCUUCGAGAUCCGCCUGGGCGAGAGCCGCGUCGUCUACAGCCCCGGAGAGCCGCUGGCCGGCACCGUCACCGUGCGCCUGUCGGGCUCGCUGCAGUACCGAGCCAUCAAGGUGAGCUGCGUGGGGUCCGGUGGGGUGUCUAACAAGAUCAAUGACACAGCGUGGACCGUGGAGGAGCAGUACUUCAACAGCACACUGUCCCUGGCAGACAAAGGGGUCCUGACAGCUGGAGAGCACAACUUUCCCUUCCAGUUCCUGCUGCCAGCCUCUGCUCCUACAUCAUUUGAAGGCCCAUUUGGCAAGGUCCUCCACCAGGUGAAAGCUGUGAUAGACACACCUCGCUUCUCCAAGGACUACAAGUGCAACAAGAUCUUCUAUGUUCUCUGCCCUCUCAACCUGAAUGACAUCCCUGACAUCGAGCAGCCCAACACUAUGUCAAUCACCAAGAAGUUCAACUACAAGCUGGUGAAAAGUGGCAACAUUAUCCUGACAGCCACCUCGGAUCUGAAGGGCUACAUCGUGGGGCAAGCGAUCCAGCUGCGCACCGACAUAGAGAACAAGUCAGGCCGGGACACCGGGGCCGUGGUGGCCAGCCUGCUCCAGAAAGUGGCUUACAAAUCCAAGCGCUGGAUUUACGACCUGAGGACCAUUGCUGAGGUGGAAGGCUCAGGAGUGAAAGCCUGGAAGCACGCAGAGUGGAAGGAGCAGAUCCUCGUUCCAGCACUGCCCCAGUCCAUUCUGCAGGGCUGUAGCCUCAUCCAUAUUGACUACUACAUCCAGGUUUCCCUCAAGUCACCAGAGGUUUCUGUCACUCUGCCCAUUUACAUUGGUAACAUUGCUGUGAACAGGGUCCCCCUGAGCCCAUCCUGCUCUAUCCAGCACAUCCCCUCUGCAGUGGUCCCCAGUGCCCCCCCGGAGGAAGAGGAGGCUGCAAGUGGCUAUCACCCAAUGGACAAUGUCUCGAUCCCCACCAAAAGCCACUCCCAGCAGCAGCCAUUCAGCUACGCCCCAGGACUGAGCUUCCAGGAGCUGAGGGGGGACUCGGAGCAGACAGGCUCCCCAAGCCACCCCACGCUCUGCCUGUCCACAGGAGCCACUGUCCCUUACUACGCAGAGGGGAACGUGGUGCCCGUCCCCACCGCCAGCUCCCUCAUCCUGCCUCCGGAGUACAGCACCUGGGGCUACCCCUACGAGGCACCUCCCUCCUACGAGCAGAGCUGCAGCAGUGCCAACUCCAGCAUCAGCAAUGGCAAUUAG
Molecule: messenger RNA, 1272 nt
Organism: Indicator indicator
Lineage: Eukaryota; Metazoa; Chordata; Aves; Piciformes; Indicatoridae
Gene: ARRDC1
Product: arrestin domain containing 1
Exons: 8
Coding region: 1-1272 (423 amino acids)
Biological process (GO): protein transport
Cellular component (GO): cytoplasm
Molecular function (GO): ubiquitin protein ligase binding; ubiquitin-like ligase-substrate adaptor activity
Source: RefSeq, a predicted model, not a curated record